ACCCUCGCAUUUCUGACAUCAUUGAAGGCAUAAGGUGUGAACUACAUUUCACACUGCAAUUUCUACAUUCAAUGUAUAAUACCAAGAAGUCAAUAUACGCAUACUUACAGAGAAAAAAAGAAUGUCGUAUCAAAACAUCCCUUCUGUAAACGAAAUCAAGCGCGCCGCCGCUGCAGGUCAACGCUUCACUCCCGAAGAUGUCUCUUCCAUCGCGCAGGCAGAGAGUGAAUUAACCGGUGGAGGACCUGUCAAGGGCGGCCCUGCUGCAACCGCUCAUUCUCUGUCAUCAAAACAGAUGAAUUUCGACGCUAGACUUGAUGAGUUAUCACACAAGCCGCCGUCACAUAUCACGCAAGAAGACGCGAGACAAUUACAAUCUGCCGAAGUACGUCAUGGCAAGGAUGGUAGUUCCUCUGACGAGAUUCGUUCAGUGACAGUCUUGGGACAUUGUUCCCAGAGCAAGAUGUCGGCGGACUAUAUGCAUUCCUUAUUCCAUAUAAUGAAUCGGGAUAUAUGCUAAGCAGAGCUGGCUAUAUUGUAGGGUCGCGCGUUCAAUGCCCCGCCCGGUGUGGCCAGUGUAUCGGCUCAGGUACGCUCUAUAGCUGAUCGAAAUGAAGCCUUGGGAUUACCGGCCGUGGCGGAUCCGGGACCGGUAUAUGUGACGAAAGAAGAGGCGAGCGAAGCGCAGUCCGUGGAAGCUAUGCAUACAGGCGGAAUGGUGCCAAAGGGAAGUUAUGCAGCGCAGAUGCAGGUACGUAUCUGGACCUGACCUCGAUAUCGACGGCAGAAGCUCAUAGUUGCGAUGUACCGUAGAGUGCUGCAGAUAAACGGGAAGCGGCAAUUAACGGGGUGACCUGGUUGCCGGAGUAGAUGGAGUAUAUUCUGGGGGUGAUGAUCAUGUCAGCUAAAGAAAAUGCAUAAGAAUAUAACCUGCAUAUGAAUGGAUAUCCAUCUUCAUAAACCUUCGUGUCUUGCAGAUCCCGGUAACCGCGAUACGCGGCGAGUCGGCGACCAAUUUCAUCAGGAGUAGGUUUGAAGCAAUUCCUUCAGACUCUGGAACCUGACGGUUGGGCUGGAACAAUUCCAACUUCGCUUGGAAGAAGGAAGUCCGCGGAAGCCACGGUAGUAAACAUCCUGACCGGCAUUUGAAAUUGUAUGAACUUGAACCUUAUAAAUAGAUCUCAAAUAUGAGCGCAGCAGUAGGAUCUCAUUCCUGAAUCUGUUCGGGCAGGUAGCGAAACAUGAACAAACUCGAAAGAGAAGUUCCACAUC
Molecule: messenger RNA, 1272 nt
Organism: Talaromyces stipitatus ATCC 10500
Lineage: Eukaryota; Fungi; Ascomycota; Eurotiomycetes; Eurotiales; Trichocomaceae
Exons: 2
Coding region: 122-520 (132 amino acids)
Source: RefSeq, a predicted model, not a curated record